Molecule: messenger RNA, 259 nt
Organism: Tuber aestivum (summer truffle)
Lineage: Eukaryota; Fungi; Ascomycota; Pezizomycetes; Pezizales; Tuberaceae
Source: the annotation of a GenBank genome assembly
AUGCGGAACGUUGGUCACCCUGCCCUAGAGUCCUGGGAUAUCGGCACACCCUGUAACAUUUACACGAAUGAGUCAAAAGAGCGCGACGGACCUGUCAGGGCAUGUGGUCUCCCGAAUGGGUGGAGUAGGUGUCGCCGUUUCGAAACCAGUUGCAAUAGGGGUCGAAUCAACUAGCGCGGCGCCGACAGAGAGUCAUGCACUUGCGGUGACAGAUCAUGAGGAGAAGGGAGCUGCUGAGACUACGCAUGGGGGGACCUGA